Mastomys coucha (southern multimammate mouse) is the source of this 1248-nucleotide messenger RNA. It is a transcript of the gene Mdfi, whose product is annotated as MyoD family inhibitor. NCBI's taxonomy places the organism in Eukaryota, Metazoa, Chordata, Mammalia, Rodentia, Muridae. The record is from RefSeq and is a predicted model, not a curated record. The coding region runs from base 17 to 673 and encodes 218 amino acids. The transcript is spliced from 3 exons.
UUCCCUAGCCCAGACCAUGUCCCUCCUCCCUGGGCUGGAGGUAGCAAGAUCCACUCACCCUGCAAAGGCAUCAUCUGAAGAGGGCUCCCUGGAGGAGGUGGCACCCUCCAUGCCCCAAGACAGUGGUCUUGAGGCUCACCAGGCUCUGAACAGCACUGACCUCGAUGUCCCCACAGAAGCUGUGACGUGCCAGCCUCAAGGGAACCCCCAAGGCUGCACCCCACUACUGCCAAAUGGCUCCGGCCAUGACCACCUCUCAGAACCGGGCAGUGCCGGGCAUGCGGGGAACGGUGCUCUGGGAGGGCCCAAGGUCCACCGGAAGUUGCAGACGCAUCCAUCUCUGGGCAGCCAGGCCGGAAGGAAGAGCAAAGGCAGCACGCGGUCAGCCUCCCAGGUUCCCCUCCAGGCACAGGAAGAUUGCUGCGUCCACUGCAUACUGUCCUGCCUGUUCUGUGAGUUCCUGACGCUCUGCAACAUCGUCCUGGACUGCGCCACCUGUGGCUCCUGCAGCUCUGAGGACUCCUGCCUCUGCUGCUGCUGCUGUGGGUCCAGCGAGUGUGCGGACUGUGACCUGCCCUGCGACCUGGACUGCGGCAUCCUGGAUGCCUGCUGCGAGUCGGCGGACUGCUUGGAGAUAUGCAUGGAGUGCUGUGGGCUCUGUUUCUCCUCCUGAUGCCACAGUGUGGCCCCGGAGCUGCCACACAAAGCUUGACGCCUCCCCUGACCCCGGGCUCCCUCAGAAUCCCAACCCAGAUGUGAGAAGGUGGGACACUCAGAGGGGCCACCUCAGCCACGGAGCAGGUCUGCUUUCAGAAGCAUAGCCCGGUCCCCUCAGCAUACAUAGCCUGGUCCCCUCAGCGGGUGACCAGGAACACGGCAUCUCGAGCCUGGUAGGACAGAACCAGUUAGCUGCCUCGACUCAGAACACUGUGAACGGUAGGGGAGGGGGCAGAAAUGGGAGGCCCAUGCCCUCCACCUUUGCUCCAGGUGCCUGCCUCCCUCCGCUUCCCCCAGCUUAGAGGACAGAAAAUGUGAAAAGGCACCUGCCCUGCCCACUGCCAGGCCCCCACUCUCCUCCCCAGCUCAUUUACUGGGCUCUUGUAGGGGCCUAACCCAUAGAGUGACCCAAGAAGAUGGGGUUUAGGGUGGGAGUGGGUAGGAGGGGGGGCAAUAUGGAAAAGACUGGAAGGGGGGAGGGAGGGUCUGUUCUAUUCCUUACUGUAAAUAAAGAUAUCCGUUCAAUCUCCA